This is a messenger RNA of Morone saxatilis (striped sea-bass), 10419 nucleotides long. RefSeq names its product pleiomorphic adenoma gene-like 2 (gene plagl2). Gene Ontology annotation, biological process: regulation of transcription by RNA polymerase II. The record is from RefSeq and is a predicted model, not a curated record. Lineage: Eukaryota; Metazoa; Chordata; Actinopteri; Moronidae. Gene Ontology annotation, molecular function: DNA-binding transcription activator activity, RNA polymerase II-specific; RNA polymerase II transcription regulatory region sequence-specific DNA binding. Bases 5697 to 7523 code for a protein of 608 amino acids. The transcript has 3 exons. Gene Ontology annotation, cellular component: nucleus.
UGUUCACCUCCCCAGAGCACCCCCCUUCCUCCCUCUCUUCCUCCUCUCCCCAUGAGCACGGCUGUUGUCACCUAAGCUCUGAACGCUGAACUCACUUUCUAUAUUUAGUUUGUUCGUAUAGUUUAGGCAAGCAGCUUGACAGGCUGUGGCCGCAGCGUCCUGCUAUGUGGAUCACGAUUCUGCAGAGGCUACUGGCCUGCUCUGGUCUGGCCCGGUUUUUAACCACAAAGAAUCUGAUAAACUUUUUCUAACAUGUUGCUCAGUAUGGCUGCAGCAGGCAGUGAAGGGGUUAAUGCUAGUCACUCAGCAUGCGGGAGCCAUGGCGGGCGGGCAGGCAGGCAGUGCAGAGGCUGACCUCUGACCCCUCAGGAAAGGAAUGUGGAAGCUCUUUCAUCCAGGACAGAAACUAAAGACACCCGGGCAGUUGGAAAGUGGCAGCUCAAUUCUGCUUUCAGCGUUUUUGAUUAGGGGAAGUAAGCAGAGGUUCCAUGUGAACGUGCUGUGGACUGUUUGCCAAAGCGGUAUCUGCCAUUUUGUAAUGGAGUUCCAUGCUGCAGCAGCGUGUUUGUUACUUUGUGAUCAGUACAGUGACGGUGAAGUGUGAUUGGUGGUUGGAAAUGGCUGCAGUUGUGCUGUUUGUGCUGGUGGAGCAGCCUGCUUAUGAAGCACCAUGUGCUCUGACCUAUAACCUACUACCUGUGUUUGUAGUUAGGUGACAAACAAGACAGCCAUUGCCUAUUACUGACAUUUAGGGCUGCAACUUGGUGAUUAUUUUUAUUUUCGAUAUCAAUUAAUCCGUCCACUUUUUCUUGAUAAAUUGAUGAAUUAAUUAGCCUAUAAUAGAACUAGGCAGUGUGACCAAAAAUCUGUAUCAUGUUAUUUUAUAAGAUUCUGGCGGUUUCACUGUAUAUCACAGUUUUUUUUUUCUGCAUGACUAUGCCUUUAUAUAGGUUUAUGGUGACUACUGUCGGGAGUACAACAUUUUAAAGGUCCAGUGUGUUACAUUUAGGAGGAUCUAUUGUCAGUAAUAUAAUAUAAUACUCAUAGGUAUGUUUUAAUUAGUGUAUAAUCAUGUAUGUGGAUGUGUUUCAUGUGUUUUCGUUACCUCUAUUGGCGUAGUCCACCAUGUUGAACCACCAGGUUUCUACAGUAGCCCAGAAUGGACAAACCAGACACUAUAAAACACUUUAUAGAGAGGUCUCUCAUUUUUUACUUGUUUUGCGGCCAACGUAGUUUCUCCUAAAUGCUUGGAAGAAGAGUGUGAAUCGAGGGAGUUGCACUCUGCAACUACACUGCUAGAUGCCACUAAAUCCUACACAAUGGUCCUUUAAUGCCAUCAUGUAUAUACUGAAGUCUUUGAUUACUGUAGGGUUUUCUUACUCUAACAUAAUAAAACUGGAAAAAAAAAAGAUAUCAAAUCUUCUAUUGCACAAGUAAGAAACAGACUGAUGUGUGCAAUGGUGUUUUCCCUGUUAAAGAGAGUUAGUUGUGGGUUAGGCAUGAGUGGUAUCAAGGUAUUACGGUAUUUAUAAAUGCAGAAGGUAUGAUUUUAAAUAACAUAACGCUCCUCUCUGGUGGGUGGCUGCGUUCGUAUUUGAGUGGGUAUGUUUCCUCAAAAGAUGAAAGAAGAACGCUGAGGAGAAGAACGUGCCCACAUUUACCUGUUACACUGACAACUAGGAAGCACUUGAUAGAUAGGUACAAAGAUUACGUUCUUAAAGUAAAGGGGGUCUACAAUAGCUGCCGAAUUCCAGAUUUACAAUAUUCUGGCUCAAGCUGUGAACAUUAUUACACAUCAUCAAAGUAAAGCAGAAACAACAUUAAAAAAACGCCUAUGAUAUCUGCGUGUAAGGAAAAAAGAGGAUAUCAUGUAAAUUAGAUAUUAUUUCUACUUAAAUUUUCCUUAUUUGUUGUGUAUAGACCAUUGACAUAUAUGCAUUGCAUUUCCACUUCCUUUUACUGUACAAAAUUAAGCCAUUAUAUUCCGGAUAUGGACGCUGCCAUCUUUCGCCAUUUGGAACCAGAGUCUGCGCAGUAGUGAUCUCCCAACCGACUUUUUAUAGCUUCAAAUAACUUAAAACCAAACUUAUCAGAAAAACUAACAAAAAUGUACAUGUAUUUUAAUGUUUUAGUUUGGCCCAUGUCCCAUCUGAUAACAUGAAGACUAAUUAAUGAGCUCUACUGCAGUAAGCCACCAGGGGGCGAUCAAGAUGUUUUGGCUUCACUUUUGGAGACCUGUCGUGUCGUCCAUCUUUAUGUUGACGGUAUAAAGAUAGAUAAAAGUGUUAGUAUUGUUAUGGUGAGACCAGUGUUUGAAUUUGGGGCUCAUACUGUAAAUCAAAGCUAUGCUAUCUAUCUAGAGGGAUGGUAUGGGGUGGCCACCCCAGCGGCCACCUGUUUGGUGUCACAUGCUCUUAAAUUUAACACAUUUGGAUUCAUUUUUAAAAUAAUAUGUUAAAAAAUUGAAAUCAAUUGAAUUAUCACCAGCAUAUAUUUCUUCCACGCCUUAAAGUAUCCAUGCCACUCUCUGGACACCCCAAACCAAAAAAUAGCAGGGUUUUUUGGGGGGGAACUGGCACUGUUCUGGUUGGCGCACCUAGUUUUUUGGAGCAUUUUAAACAAAAAUAAAUUGGUUUGGGACCUGAAAAAUUGGUUCCCAGCUUUAACCAAAAAAAUAGCAUAUUUUCCGUGGGAUCCAAAGUGGGCGUGUUAUUAUCUACAGGUCGAUGUCCAUUGUGCUACACCCUCUGUUGAUGCAACCGAUUGGGGGGUGGUUCACUAGAUAGCACCUAAGUUCCGAAAAUAUUAAACGGAACCGUUUCAAGAACCAGAACUAAAGGGGCCUGAGCGAAUUUAGAGGGUUUAUAAAACUGGGGAAAUUCUACCAUUAUUCGAUUAAAAGCUUGCAUAUAGUUGAUAUUUCAUAGAUGAUCUUUAGACUCAGUAUGUUCAAAUUUAACUGCUUUUAGGCAACUAACUACCUUCGAGGACACCUAUCUUCAGUAUUUUCUGAGAAUUUGGGGUUUUGGCAACAUGUACGAAGUACUUUUGUGUACUUUUAGGCCAAUAAAUAAAAUAUUUACCAGUAUUGAGUCCAGGCAAUGUGUAGAAUGCUUUGAAACAGCAUUAUAGCAUUUAGACCUUUAAAAUGUAUAGAAGAUAAUACUGGACAGUCAAUUCAAUUCGGGGUGUUUUGGGGGCCCUGGACUCAUGAUCUCAAUAUUUCUAAAAUCCUCGCUGGAGCUCUGUUGCCAUGUCGUGGAAUACUGACUUUUGGCUGCUCAAGGGAGCAUGAACACCACCUGUUGUGUUGUCUUUGUUUAUUUCCCAUUUACCAUAACUUAAAGAGUCAGUGAUUGUUAAAUCUGGUGGUAUAGGUAGUCAAAUUCAAUGAUUACUAACACUGAUUUAGCCUAAAAUUAUGUAUUUUGAAACUGGACUACUGCACUGCACUUAAUCUAUAUAGGGUUGGAUAUAGGGAAAAGGACAGAGUUUUAAUGUUAUCUAUACAUAACGCAAGCAAUAUAGUAUUGCAUAGGUCAGUAUGAGUCAUUUGGGCUUUUUCAGGCCUGGGGCCAUCCAUGUGUGUAGUUGCCACUCCACAUGGUCUGUCAUGGUGUGUCCUUUGUUUUCAAGCUCUAUUUGGUUUAUUUCUAUAACUUGACAGUGUGGAUUCUCUUCAUUGUACUGUAUCUGCCUGUCUGUGUGCACGCCUUUGUGAAUGCGUUUGAGUAUGCCGGUUUGGGAGGUGGGGUGUACAUGAUGUUGCAUUCGGCGUGACCAGAACUCUGUGUGUUGUAUGUGCUGUUGUGUGCGGAGGAGAGAGGCAGGGCGACAUGGCAUGGUUCAGGCCAGGAAUGUGCGACGUGGGUAGGCUGUACAAUAGAGCCGGGCUCCCUGAGGGUGGUCAAUGGGACGGGUGUCACCCCCCUGCACCCUCCCUGCUGGGUGAUGACCACCACACAACGCUACAGCUGUCAGUUCCUUUUAACCACUGCUGUAAACACACAUACAUUAUGAGAACAAACACACAAGUAUGGACACACUGAGACAUACAUGAGCGCACACAUGUGCUAAAGUAUAUCUUGUGACAUGAGCACACUCAUAUGUGUUCUAGCCAACCUGUGGAUACAUGUUUGUGCAUUUCUGUGUAAAUACAAGCAUCUGCAAAAGCUGUCUUUCUUAACUCAUUGACCUCUCACACAGAAAACCACAGAUGCCAUUACAUUUGUAUGUAUGUGCACACUUAGUGCGCGUGCAUUCUGUCACAUAUGCCCACAUGUGUUUACAGUGCCGGUUCACGUGACUGAAGCUCCUAGCAUGGCUAACAUUGUUCGCUCAACCUUGGACUUAGCUGGUGUGUUAGCUAGCAGGGGUCACAGAGGUCACUGGGGGUAAAUAAGGGAAUGCAGAGAUGACAGGGGGAGCGAGUUCAGCGAUCUCUUGGAAACACAAGCUACUAUAGUUUGCAAUUUUAUUUUAAUAAACAACUGCAGGUCAGGAGCUGCUCCGGUGCAGUUUUCAGUUACGCUGUCCCUUUUUUCAAGUUUUUGGCUGCUUUUGCUGUUGUCAAGAAUUUGCAGAGUUCAGGUAGUGCUGGUUGUAGGAGUGUGUGGCGUAAACACCGCCUCCCCCGCCUGCCACUUUCUCUACCCCAGGGGUUGUGUGUGUUUCUGUGUUUUCCCAAGGAUUACAGGAGCCUUAUCCAGUUUCAUAACAAGUACAUACAUGUACACACAUUAACACAAACAAAGCUGUCUUUGUGCACUGUGGCGUCACCUGAAGACACACAUGAUGAGGGAUGAGACUGUGUAGUUGCAUUAAGGCUUCACAUAUGGUUAUACAAAUAAAGCUGUUGCGGCAUGAUUGAGAAUCGUCAUUAAAAAAAAAAGUGUUUUUGUUAAUCCUUUGCAGUUCCUGUCAAUCAGACUUGUCAUUCAGCUCCCCCUAGUGAGUGCACAGGAAACUUGCCUUUGAAGUGGAAUUUACAAAUGACAUAUUGUGUUUCAAGUCAAGCCUGUUGAAUUAUAGGCUGGGGAGGUUUCACUUUUGGCAUGUAUUCUGAGGGUUUGAGUUGUUGUCCACAUAAGCGGUUCUCAACCAGGGGGUUCCAGGAGAUCCCCAGAAAAUGGGGAAUAUUUUAAUUUUACUAUUAUUUCAUUGACUAGAUGUGAGAGAAUGUAUAACAAUGAAUAUUCUGUUCAUAGGUUUUACAUUCUUCACAAUCUUAUGAGACAGGUGAGAGACAAUUUGUGGGUCCUUGACACAUAGGAAGUUGAGAACCACUGGUCUACAUCCCUGCCUUUUGUUACAAUUUGUCAAAGCUUUAAUAUAAGAAGACACUGGAGUCACUUCAUGUUAACUUACCUUUAUGCUUGCUCUCUCCUUGCAGAAGAGUAAAAAUGCAAAGCAGUGUUUCCCACUCACCGCCAACAAUAGCUGUUGGGACUGGGUGAGGAGAAGAGAGUGAAGGACAGGAGCGACUGAAGAAGAGCGUGAGAGAAGGAGAGUGCAGAGACAAAACGACAAGUAGGAUUUUAACAGAUUUUGCCAGACUUUGAGGUCCCCGCUGGAUCAUUGGCCCAUCCUGUGAGCUUUUUUUUCAACAACCACCCCCCUCCAAACUUCUCACGUUGAGCCUGCAAGGCAGGGGAGCCACAAGUGAGUUUUCAUGGCAGCGGCACUCUAGGGCUGCCAUGGCAGCUGCUGCCGCCGAUGCCUCACACCGUAUUACCGCACUGACGCUGGAGGAAGAGGGACGACGGACUGCCGCCAAGCUGUUUGGGAGCGCAGCCCCGCUACCACGGACAGAAAGAGAGAGAGAGCGAGAGAGGGGGAAAGAGAGAGAGAGGGAGAGAGAAAAAGAAGGAGAGGAGGUAGGGAGAGCAAGUGGGAACGAGUGUUUGGUUUGCGGGGCCCUGUUCGCCUCACAGGAGAAGCUCCGGCUCCACGCCUUGAGUCACACAGGAGAGAAACCCUUCCACUGCUCGCAGCCACACUGUCCCAAGGCCUUCAGCUCCAAAUACAAACUCUUCAGGCAUAUGGCCACACACUCUCCACAGAAGACCCAUCAGUGCUCGUUCUGUGAGAAAAUGUUCCACCGCAAAGACCACCUGAAGAACCACCUGCAGACACAUGACCCCAACAAGGAGGCCUUCAAGUGUGAGGAGUGUGGGAAGCACUACAACACCAAGCUGGGAUAUAAGCGCCAUGUGGCCAUGCACUCUGCCACAGCAGGGGAUCUCACCUGUAAAGUAUGCAUGCAGACGUACGAGAGCACGCCUGUGCUGUUAGAGCACCUCAAGAGCCACUCCGGAAAGUCUUCAGGAGGCACCAAGGAGAAGAAACACCCGUGCGACCACUGUGACCGCCGUUUCUACACACGGAAGGAUGUGAGACGGCACAUGGUGGUCCACACAGGCCGAAAGGACUUCCUGUGCCAGUACUGUGCCCAGCGCUUCGGCAGGAAGGAUCAUCUGACACGCCAUGUGAAGAAGAGCCACUCGCAGGAGCUGCUGAAGAUCAAGACGGAGCCUCCUGAUAUGUUAGGUCUUUUAGCUUCCGGGUCACCACCUUGCUCUGUGAAGGAGGAGCUCAGCCCCAUGAUGUGCAGCAUGGGUCCCAACAAAGACCCCAUGAUGGGCAAACCGUUCCCUAGUGGGGCCCCUUUUCCGAUGGGCAUGUACAACCCCCACCAUCUCCAGGCCAUGUCUAAUUCUGGGGUGGGUCACCCACACCCAUCCCUGAUGCCCACUUCCUUGUCUGCAGCUAUGGGCAUGGGCUGUCACAUGGAAUCCCCUGGACCUCUUCACCCACACUCCCAUCACCACCACCAUCAUCACCACCAUCACCACCACCACCAUUCCCCUCCGCUGCCCUCACACCACCAACCUCCGGCUCCCCAGCAGCAGCACCAGCCCCAGCAAGUCCCCAAAUACCAGCUGGGAUCUACCUCAUACCUGCUGGACAAGCCCUUGAAAGUGGAGAUGGAGAGUUUCCUCAUGGAUCUGCAGAGUAGUUCGCCAGGCCCAGUUCCCUCUGCAGAGCCCCACACUGCUGCCUCGCCGCAUAAGGACGGACUGGAGCCCACCUCGGGCCUGACGGAUGAGCUUUGCGGGGAUCCCCUCCUGUCCAAGAGCCCUGCGGUGAUCGCUGAGUCUCUGUGUGCUGCUAACAUGGACUUCUCCCACCUGCUGGGGUUCCUGCCCCUCAACCUGCCUCCCUACAGUGCACCCAUGAGCACAGGAGGACUGGUGAUGGGCUACACGUCAUCUGCAACUUCCUCCUCGUCUUCCAUCUCCUCUGCCUCAUCUCUGCAUGCUGCCGAGCCCCAUGCUGCAGCAGUCGCCGCGGCAGCAGCUGCCGUCGCCACAGCACCUCUUACCUCUUUGCAACCGCAACCUCAGGAGCAGCAGAGCUCCAGCGGGGGUCUGGGCCUUGGAUCCCUGCAUCCCCUUCCAUCAGUGUUCAGCUCCAGCCUUAGUACCACCACACUGCCUCGCUUUCACCAGGCCUUCCAGUGAGAGAGUCAGGCCUUGCCCAGCUCAGCAUGGAUAUUUCAGGCUGUGGUUCUUGACUGGGCACGAUCAAAAAGUUGGAGAAUUCUAACAAAUAAAUACACAAAUGAACACUUAGAAGCCUUAAAUAAAAGCGCACAAAAGCUUUUGAUUGAGCCUUAAAAGGAAGUUAAACCCCUUUGAGAAAAAAGGAAAAAAGAGAAGAAGUUGAAGCAGCUUUUAUUUGGGCUUUUUUUUCUCCUAUCCUAUAGUUAUAACAAUGUAUUAACCCAUCUUUUUUAUUUUCAGUUACUUCCCCUUUUAUCCCCCUUCCAUCCCCUAUUUAGUAGUAUAGAGGGCAGGAUCAGUAGGCCAAAAGGUGUGGUACUGCAUACUUUCUAAAGUAAUAAUAUUAAAAAAAAAAAAAAUCAAAGAUAAUUUUUAGUGAAGAUUAUCUGUCUUGUUGUGACCCAGAAAAAAAAAGUUUGAAGUGGAUAUUUUGUUUUACUUUAUUUUUCUUUUCCAAAUGUAAGAACAUGGUAGAAUGUGUCUCAUCUUGAGUUUCAAACCACCUAAACUGUCAUGAUCAGUACGAAAAGGAGAGAGAUCAGUGAAGGAAUGAAGAAAUGUAGAUUUCGAGUUGAAAUCGAUUGAAUCUGAACUCUAAAAAAAAGAUAGCUAGGCUAGAGCCACAAAAGCAACCCCUGCCUCUUAAAAAAGUGCUCUUCAAACAAGAAAAAUAAAUAGAUGGAUGUCCCUGUUAUUUUAAGUGCAACUGAUGUGCUCAUAGAGUAAGUCAGUUUGAAUGAAAACACUCACUUAUCAUAUGAUUGAUAAGAGACCUGUUAGCUGCCAAACACAAAGACCAGACACACACAUGGCCACGCAUUUUUUAAAGAAAAGAUAGAAAUGUGAAAGUGUGUGAGUUGGUUGGAAAUGAUAUAAUAUCAUGCUUGCUUUUUUUUUUUUUUUUUACUGUUCCUCAAGAGAAGCACUUUUUUUAGCAGAAGGCACUUCACCUUUAGGAAUCUCCUUGGGAAACCUUUUGUCUUUGCCUGAGACUCUCCUCAUUCUCUUUCCUUUACGUAUCUCCCUUUUAACAGUUACCUUUCAAAUUUCCCACGAUAAUGACAAUUGCAGCUGUUUUCUUGGCUGCCCAACAUACCUGAAAUAUAUAUUUUUGGAAUAAAAUACCAACACAUCUUUAGGCAGUCUUUUAAAAAGAUGCGUCAUCAUGGUAAUGAUGAACCCUGACAUAUGUGAAUGGCAAAAAAAACAAAAGAAUUACAGUGACAGAUGAGGAAAAAUGUGUUAAAGAAUGUUAUUGCAGUGUACGAAAUAUCUCAAAAAUGAAUAUUAUUAUUGCUUUUAUCUCAGUAAGGUGUAUUUUAGGUAGAUGUAUUAAAACUAAGUGAUGAUGUUUUUGAUGUCUGGCAGGUUUACAUUUGUGUGUAUCUUGCAUUUUUGAUCAAACAAAUGGAUGAAGUAUUAGCUUUUUCCCUUAAGCUUUCUCUGUUAUAUCCAAUCUUUACCUUUACAUGUAUGUGAGUUAGUAUAGCAGGAUCAGAACUGUGGGUGGGAAGUACCUGUAGAAGGCUGUUAGCGGCUUAAUAAUCUGUUAGGAUUUGAGCUAGAUAGAUUGUGUCAUAAGGAUGCUGACAUGGAUGGCAUGGCCUAUGAAUCUAUGACUAUAGGUCUUUAUCCAGUGGAAUAUGUAACCCCUGCGCUGUGAUGAAAUCCACGCCGAUUUCACUCCGAGCUCAGUGGUUUUUGGAUGUCUUGGAGUUUAGAUCCUUUCUAACCUUUCUAUGGCUGUCACCUUUCUAAAAUAUCAACUUAUAACAAAUUAGAAAUGACAUGCAAUUUGUUUAAAUAAAUCCCCAAACAAUUAUGGGAACGGGAAAAAGUAUGAAAAAAACGUAAAGACUAUAUUAAAGUAUAAAUGUGUGUUCCCACCAAUGGCGAAUCACAGGAUCAUUUGUGUUUACUCUGUCCAUACAAUGCUGCAAAUACCCCACGAUAUGGGAAAGUUUUCUGCUUCAAAUUCAAUAUUUUGAACUUUUCGCUUGUUUGCGCCAGGCGACGCGAAUGACGUGGUAAUCAUUGAUUUGCCUUUGGUGGGAAUGCACCAAAAGACAUUCAUUCUUACCACACUAAUGGGCCACAUAUCCUUGCAUAUGAAUCCUUCUAUCUUAAUGCUGAGCUUUUAGUGAGGCUAAAGCUGAGUGUGUCGAACAGUAGCAGUCAGAGGUUGAACAGUCGACGUUGCUCUGUUUGUCUGUGGUGCCUCCGCAGCACUGCCUCUCCUGAGUGCUAAGCUAACAUUAGCAAGUAAGUUGGCAGAUUUGUUGUCAUCGUAAACAGCUGCUUUGUACAAAGCCGUCAGAAGCACUGCUACUCAGAUGAUUUGGUGUCACCAGUGUUCUAUCAGGACGGCUUUGCUCCCUCCAUUUUGUAGUAAACAGCAUAACAUUACUAGCUUAGUUUACUGACAGGACAAUAGGGCAUGCCAUAGGUCAAGCUGAUAGUAGAGCACCCUCUGCUGGAUCACAAGGCAAACUACAGAACUUAAAAAGGUCUGUUGCGCUUUAAAAUGUUUAAUGUGAACACUUCGAAUUUCAUAUAAAAAGUGACAGCCCUAAACCUUCCACCACCAGCCUCUAAAAACCUGAGCCCAAAGUUAACCUAAACCUCAAAGACAAAUAGGUGCUCUUUAUCCGAUGUUGUCUGUGGCAUGACCAACACAGCUGGCAUAUCCAUAACGUCACACACAGCACAGAGGGCUGAGCUCCUGCAUCAUCUGUCUUAGUUCAUUCAGUGUCGUUCCAGUCAUAGAAGAAGGCCUUUGCCUAUAGUGGUCGCUGUGUCACAGGUGAGCCACAGCCAUCGUUAAAUGUUGAGUAAAAACAAACAAAAAAAUGAA